UAGUAGCUAGCGGACCGUACAUUUUAAUCAGUCGAUUCAUGACGCUCGUCCAGUUAACAUCUCCACUAAAACAUUCUCCCUCAACUAUUGAUAGUCAACUAUCAAUAGUUGAUAGUUGAGAGAGAAUGUUUUAGCGGAGAUGUUAACAAGACGAGCGUUACGACUUGAUUGAUUAAAAUGUAUGAUCCGCUAGCCCUACAGGGCUCGACAUUUGACAGUUGACUAUUAUGUGAUUUCACAAUUUUACCAUAACUUUGAUAAUUGAAUUUAUGUAAUAAGGACUACUGCGAUUGUGGCGAUUGUAAUAGCAAUUACACUCAACUACGAAAUGAGUGGAAAUAUUGCGAAAAAUGUAGUUUAGGAAAGUGCGAGUCUAUUGCUAACGCGCCUGCCGCGUCAAUCUCCUCUUGUUUUGUGUUACAAUGGAAACUUUGACUCAAGAUCGAUAUAAAGUGAGAGUUCAUUCGAAAAUACCGACUAACAAUCACCGACGAUGACAGAAAGAGGAUCGAACUGGCUGUGGAGCUGAAAAUGCAACAAGUACAGAGCCAAUUUUCAGAAACUGCCGUGGAAUAUCUUCGCGAGAUGACACAGAAACUGAUUAGUGAUCCAAACCUGAUCGCAGGAAUUUUUGCUAAGAAGAAAAUUAACCCAAGUAUUGUGGCGCAAGUCGAAUCACUUAUGGACGAAGCUAAUGCACUCAAGGAACUCAAUCAACGACCCGACAUGAGCGAUGUCAUAGGACCAGAUGAAUACGAUUCAGAGGCAGAGGUGACUGAAUACACCGACAAGGAUUUGCUGAAGAAAAAUGAUAAGAAAAUGUUUUAUCAGUCUGGUGGGUCUUAUCGACACGUACGCGAUGCAUUGGCCCCAACGCUUGAAGUUCUCGAAGUGAACCAUAUGCCACCAAAUGCAGCUUACAUUGGCACAAAAUAUGCAAAAAUUCAUAAAGUUCACCGACCAGCAAUAUCUAUGCACAAACGUCAUCAUCGGAAUUUACCAUCGACGUUCAACUCGGACGAGUACAGUACACUACUAAGGAAGAUAAUGAAAAAAAGCUUCUCCCAUACUCUCGUGGCAGAGAUAGGAAUCCUCUGGUUGCAUAAAUUGAUAAAUGAGUGCUUCGCUUCAGUGAAACAAUUGAUGAAGUAUUGUCGAUGGGGACAUGAGUACCAUCCGCGUGAAGCGAAAGGAGUUUUCAGGGAACCUCUGAUUAAUGGAGAGGAAUAUUUGUAUUUACAAGACGUCUUGGAGGAAAUGAUUGAAAAUCAGUUCAAUGGAACGAAUUUCAAUCUUCUGGAAAAAUGGAUUCCUGCAGAUGCUACCGAUCGAGAUGAAUUGCUCGAUUUUCUCAAAAGAGUGCCCGAAAAUCAUCUUGUGAAAAGGGGAAAGCAUGCAGACGCAAAGUCAACGUUAUCGGCACACCAGAAAAAAAGAGUACGAAAACGGAAGAGAAUCUUUUCCGUAGCCAAGAGAUCAUCGAAAAAUAAAUGUUCCAAAACCGAAUAAUAAGUCGAAUUACUUAAAUAAAGUGUCCUUUACUUGCAAAAGAUUAUUAAAUAACCUUUUGUUGUUAUUUAUU
Molecule: messenger RNA, 1582 nt
Organism: Bradysia coprophila
Lineage: Eukaryota; Metazoa; Arthropoda; Insecta; Diptera; Sciaridae
Source: RefSeq, a predicted model, not a curated record